This is a messenger RNA of Lepus europaeus (European hare), 4810 nucleotides long. It is a transcript of the gene MAST1, whose product is annotated as microtubule associated serine/threonine kinase 1. The coding region runs from base 37 to 4746 and encodes 1569 amino acids. Gene Ontology annotation, biological process: intracellular signal transduction; peptidyl-serine phosphorylation. Gene Ontology annotation, molecular function: protein serine/threonine kinase activity; ATP binding; protein binding. The transcript is spliced from 26 exons. NCBI's taxonomy places the organism in Eukaryota, Metazoa, Chordata, Mammalia, Lagomorpha, Leporidae. The record is from RefSeq and is a predicted model, not a curated record.
CCGCCGCACCUGCCACCAUGUCGCCGGCGCCGGGUCAUGUCUGACUCUCUCUGGACCGCGCUGUCCAAUUUCUCGAUGCCCUCCUUCCCCGGCGGCAGUAUGUUCCGCCGCACCAAGAGCUGCCGCACCAGUAACCGGAAAAGCCUCAUCUUGACCAGCACGUCGCCCACGCUGCCGCGACCCCACUCCCCGCUGCCGGGCCACUUGGGCAGCAGUCCGCUGGACAGCCCUCGCAACUUCUCCCCCAACACUCCCGCCCAUUUCUCUUUCGCCUCCUCCCGAAGGGCGGAUGGACGCCGCUGGUCUCUGGCCUCGCUGCCUUCCUCUGGCUAUGGAACCAACACACCCAGCUCCACCGUCUCGUCCUCCUGCUCCUCCCAGGAGCGCCUGCACCAGCUGCCCUACCAGCCCACGGUGGACGAACUCCACUUCCUCUCCAAGCACUUCGGCAGCACCGAGAGCGUCACGGACGAGGAUGGCGGCCGUCGCUCGCCGGCAGUGCGGCCGCGGUCCCGGAGUCUCAGCCCCGGGCGCUCGCCCUCCUCCUACGACAACGAGAUCGUCAUGAUGAACCAUGUCUACAAGGAGAGGUUCCCCAAGGCCACAGCGCAGAUGGAAGAGAAGCUGCGCGACUUCACGCGCGCCUACGAACCCGACAGCGUGCUGCCGCUGGCUGACGGCGUGCUCAGUUUUAUCCACCACCAGAUCAUCGAGCUGGCCCGGGACUGCCUGGCCAAGUCCCGCGAUGGUCUCAUCACCACCGUCUACUUCUACGAGCUGCAGGAGAACCUGGAGAAGCUGUUGCAGGAUGCCUAUGAACGCUCCGAGAGCUUGGAGGUGGCCUUUGUCACACAGCUGGUGAAAAAACUGCUCAUUAUCAUCUCCAGGCCCGCCAGGCUGCUGGAGUGCCUGGAGUUCAACCCCGAGGAAUUUUACCACUUGUUGGAGGCAGCGGAGGGCCAUGCCAAGGAGGGCCACCUUGUGAAGACCGACAUCCCCCGCUACAUCAUCCGCCAGCUUGGUCUCACCCGGGACCCCUUCCCAGACGUGGCGGCACAUCUAGAGGAGCAGGACAGCGGUGGUUCCAACACCCCGGAGCCGGAUGAGCUCUCAGAGGGUCCCAGCGGAGCCUCCAAGGCCAAGAAGCCCCCCGGGGAGAACGAUUUUGACACCAUCAAGCUGAUAAGCAAUGGGGCCUAUGGCGCCGUGUACCUGGUGCGCCACCGCGACACGCGCCAGCGCUUCGCCAUGAAGAAGAUCAACAAGCAGAACUUGAUCCUGCGGAACCAGAUCCAGCAGGCCUUCGUGGAGCGCGACAUCCUCACGUUCGCCGAGAACCCCUUCGUCGUCGGCAUGUUCUGCUCCUUCGAGACGCGGCGCCACCUGUGCAUGGUCAUGGAGUACGUGGAAGGUGGUGAUUGUGCCACCCUGUUGAAGAACAUCGGGGCACUGCCCGUGGAGAUGGCCCGCAUGUACUUCGCCGAGACGGUGCUGGCGCUGGAGUACCUGCACAACUAUGGCAUCGUGCACCGGGACCUCAAGCCGGACAAUCUCCUUAUCACGUCCAUGGGCCACAUCAAGCUCACGGAUUUUGGGCUCUCCAAAAUGGGGCUCAUGAGCCUCACCACCAACUUGUACGAAGGCCACAUUGAGAAAGACGCCCGCGAGUUUCUGGACAAACAGGUGUGUGGGACCCCAGAGUACAUCGCCCCGGAAGUGAUCCUACGCCAGGGCUACGGCAAGCCGGUGGACUGGUGGGCUAUGGGCAUCAUCCUGUAUGAAUUCCUCGUGGGCUGCGUGCCCUUCUUCGGAGACACGCCGGAGGAGCUCUUCGGCCAGGUCAUCAGCGACGACAUCCUGUGGCCCGAAGGGGACGAAGCCCUGCCCACAGACGCCCAGCUUCUGAUAUCCAGCCUGCUGCAGACCAACCCCUUGGUCCGACUUGGGGCAGGUGGCGCCUUUGAGGUGAAGCAGCACAGUUUCUUUCGAGAUCUGGACUGGACCGGGCUGCUGAGGCAGAAGGCCGAGUUCAUCCCGCACCUGGAAUCGGAGGACGACACCAGCUACUUUGACACCCGCUCGGACCGGUAUCACCACGUGAACUCCUACGACGAGGACGACACGACGGAAGAGGAGCCCGUGGAGAUCCGCCAGUUCUCCUCCUGCUCCCCUCGCUUCAGCAAGGUGUAUAGCAGUAUGGAGCAGCUGUCACAGCACGAGCCCAAGACCCCCGUGGCAGCAGCAGGGACCAGCAAGCGGGAGCCAAGCGCCAAGGGCCCCGAGGAGAAAGUGGCCAGCAAGCGGGAGGGGCUGGGGGGCCUGACCCUGCGAGAGAAGACCUGGAGAGGGGGCUCCCCUGAGAUCAAACGCUUCUCUGCGUCCGAGGCCAGUUUCCUGGAAGGAGAGGCCAGUCCGCCGCUGGGCGCGCGUCGCCGCUUCUCGGCGCUGCUGGAACCCAGCCGCUUCAGCGCCCCCCAAGAAGAUGAGGAUGAGGCCCGGCUGCGCAGGCCUCCCCGGCCCAGCUCUGACCCGCCAGGCUCCCUGGAUGCCAGGGCUUUCAAAGAGGCGACUCCAUUGGAAGGCGCUCCCAGCGCUGCGGGAGACCCCGAAGGCACUGACCGCACGCGCCCGGGCGACCUCUGCCCGCCCUCGAAGGACAGUGAUACGUCAGGCCCUAGGGCCACCAAUGACCUGGUUCUGCGCCGGGCCCGGCACCAGCAGCUGUCCGGGGAUCCGGCGGUGGAGAAGCGGCCUGCUCGAACUGGAGGCAAAGUCAUCAAGUCAGCCUCGGCCACUGCCUUGUCCGUCAUGAUCCCUGCAGUGGACCCACAUGGAAGCUCACCCCUUGCUAGCCCCAUGUCCCCGCGGUCUCUCUCCUCCAACCCAUCCUCGAGGGACUCCUCACCCAGCCGGGACUACUCACCGGCCGUCAGUGGGCUCCGCUCCCCGAUCACCAUCCAGCGCUCGGGCAAGAAGUAUGGCUUCACGCUGCGUGCCAUCCGUGUCUACAUGGGCGACUCGGACGUCUACAGCGUCCACCACAUUGUCUGGCACGUGGAGGAGGGGGGCCCAGCCCAGGAGGCAGGGCUCUGUGCUGGAGAUCUGAUCACACACGUGAAUGGAGAGCCUGUGCACGGGAUGGUGCACCCUGAGGUCGUGGAACUGAUCCUUAAGAGCGGCAGCAAGGUGGCCGUGACCACCACGCCCUUUGAAAACACCUCCAUCCGCAUUGGCCCUGCAAGGCGAAGCAGCUACAAGGCCAAGAUGGCUCGGAGGAACAAGCGCCCUUCUGCCAAGGAGGGCCAGGACAGCAAGAAACGCAGCUCCCUCUUCCGGAAGAUCACGAAGCAGUCGAACCUGCUACACACGAGCCGCUCGCUGUCGUCGCUGAACCGCUCGCUGUCCUCCAGCGACAGCCUCCCGGGCUCGCCCACGCACGGGCUGCCGGCGCGCUCACCCACGCACAGCUACCGCUCCACGCCGGACUCGGCCUAUCUAGGCGCCUCGUCCCAGAGCAGCUCACCGGCCUCGAGCACGCCCAACUCUCCCGCUUCCUCCGCUUCGCACCACAUCCGGCCCAGCACACUGCACGGCCUGUCGCCCAAGCUGCACCGCCAGUACCGCUCGGCGCGCUGCAAGUCGGCGGGCAAUAUCCCGCUGUCGCCGCUGGCGCACACGCCGUCCCCGACGCAGGCGUCGCCGCCGCCGCUGCCGGGCCACACGGUGGGCAGCUCGCACACCACGCAGAGCUUCCCCGCCAAGCUGCACUCCUCACCGCCCGUCGUGCGCCCGCGCCCCAAGAGCGCCGAGCCCCCGCGCUCGCCGCUGCUCAAGCGCGUGCAGUCGGCUGAGAAGCUGGGCGCCUCGCUGGGCGCAGACAAGAAGGGGGCCCUGCGCAAACACAGCCUCGAGGUGGGCCACCCGGACUUCCGCAAGGAUUUCCACGGAGAGCUGGGGCUGCACAGCCUGGCCGAGUCCGACGGCGAGACGCCCCCCAUCGAGGGUCCUGGCGCCACCCGGCAGGUGGCGAUGCGCCGCCUUGGCCGCCAGGAGUCGCCCCUGAGCCUGGGCGCAGACCCGCUGCCUCCCGAGGGCGCGCCCAGGCCACCUGCCCUGGGCAAGGAAGAGUCUCCUGGUGGCGGCGCAGAGGCCUACACCCCGCCCCGCGCGACCACCCCCGGGGGCCGGACCCUGGAGCGGGAUGCCAGCUGCACGCGGCACCAGAGCGUGCAGACGGAAGAUGGCGCCGGCGGUGCGGUGCCCAGGGCUGUGGCCAAGGCGGCACUGAGCCCGGUGCAGGAGCACGAGACGGGCCGGCGCAGCAGCUCGGGCGAGGCGGGCACUCCCCCGGUGCCCAUUGUGGUGGAACCCGCGCGGCCAGCAGCGCCCCAGCUUUCCCGCGCGGACUCCAAGGGGUUACAGGAACCUGUGCCCCAGGCGCCUGCGGCACCCGAAGCCCCCCGGGGCCGGGAGCGCUGGGUACUGGAAGUGGUGGAGGAGCGGACCACGCUGAGCACACCUCGCUCCAAGCCCGCCUCCGCCAAGCUGUCCCCGGACCCCCAGGCCCCCUCCCUAGCCCCAACCAAGAGUGCGCCCAGCAGCGCAGUGCCCCCGACCACACCUUCCCUCCCGGUCCCAGGCACCAAGCCUGAAGUGGGGCCGACCUCCCGGUGCCCUGCUGAAGCUGUGGCCCCGGCAGGCCCGGCCAAAAAAGGGGUGUCCAGCCCCGCAGCCCCCGGCCCAUAGCCCAAAGGGGCCCGUGGCCAUGCUCUGUACAGCGCCUGUAUACAUAUGUACACAUAUAAAUAAA